CGCUUGUCCAGGAGAAGAUUAUCUACGGUUCGGAAGGUAAAACUCGACAAAGUUGAAGCCAUGGCUCACAACCACUCAAAAAUGCCCGUUUAACAUUUGAAGAUAUUGAAGAUGCCCGGUCUCGUGUCCUGUCCUCAGGUUGUCGCUCUGUCUCUCCCCAGAUGCCCGGUCUCGUGUCCUGUCCCGGUGGUCUGAUAGUCAUUGGUCUCCUCCUCCUCCAUUCCUCCUCCGUGAACACCCUUUCAGAGAUAUGGACCAAUGAAGAUGUUCAGUACGGGAGGAUAGGGUCCAACGUUACGCUGCUGUGUAGAGACGCACUGGACAGGACGUCAGUAGAGUGGCGACUGAACAGGAGGUCCGUGUUGCCAUGGCAGCACCGAGUGACAUCAGGCGGUCAUCUGGUCCUCGUGCACGCAGAACACGCUGCCGAGGGUAACUACAGCUGCCAUGACGAGCAGGGACUCCUCAUCCAGACCACCAGACUCAGGCUAGGAUAUCCCCCCAGUCUGCUCAGCAUUUCCUGUCUUGUGCCCAAUCACAGCCUAGUAUUGUGUUCAUGGGUGGAGUCUGUGAAGACCCACCUACCAGCCCUGUACCACACCUCCUAUAGGGGUAAUAAGAGCCAGGUGAGGAUGUGUGUGGUGUCGUCCCCUCCCCAGAAGCAGUGCAUCAUCACAGACCCUGCCAUGUGGCAGCUCUACCACUACAUCAACAUCACCGAGACCAACCCUCUGGGGUCACAGACCACCAUCAUUCAGGUCAAGUUCCACAAGCUCUUGCAGCCAGACCCCCCAGAGGCAGUAACAGCAGUGGGGAUGGUAGGAUAUCCCAUGAGGCUCCAGGUGUCCUGGACGAACCCUGCCUCCUGGCUCCACGACGCUGUGCCCUUCCCCCUCCACUUCCAGCUCCGCUACCGUCCUGUAGGAUCCAGCAUCUGGUCUACCGUCAGUUCCUCUAGUCAUCACCUCUCCCCUCCCUACCGUCCUGUAGGAUCCAGCAUCUGGUCUACCGUCAGUUCCUCUAGUCAUCACCUCUCCCCUCCCUACCGUCCUGUAGGAUCCAGCAUCUGGUCUACCGUGGAGUCUAAGGCCAGUGCCCUGCUCAUAACCGACGCCCUUGCUGGCCACGCCCACCAGCUACAGGUGAGAGCCCAGGACGAGAUCAACCCAGACAGCCAGUGGAGUGACUGGAGCCCCCUGCUGCAGGCCUGGCCAUGGAGCGGUUGCACAGCAGAUCCAACUGAACAAAUCGUCCCUGUAGACUACAAUGACAAAGAUGCGGAGCCCUCUACAGCCAACACCAAGUCAGAGAAUUCGGAGGAUGAUGGUGGUAAUCUGGGAGUGGUGAUAUUUCUGUCCCUGUUUGCUGUCAUCAUCAUUUUCUUGUUGUCCUCUCUAUUUGUCCUCAUGUGGGUGAGGCAAUGGAGGCGGGACAAUGUGACACGACAGGAACUGACCUCAAUGUUGAAGAUGAAGUCCUGCAUAUCUGAACCUAGGUUGGCCCCUCCUCUCCACCAGGCCAUACCUCUACCAGCUGUCUGCAGCGUCCACAACACACUACCCACAACCUACCAGGAGACUCACCACGCUACCCACAACCUACCAGGAGACUCACCACGCUACCCACAACCUACCAGGAGACUCACCACACUACCCACAACCUACCAGGAGACUCACCACGCUGCCAACAACCCAUCUGGAGUGAGUGCUUGGCCUGGUCGCUGCCUGCCGAUAGACAGACAUGAUGGACCGACUGACUGACUCCUCCCACUGGAGUUCAACCUCUUCUGAUUGGCUGUGGGCCUCAGUGACAGUACAGCACCAGUAAACAUGAAGUCAAAGGAAGGAGGGAUUAGUAUCUGUCUGUCUCCUCCCCUGACUGACUGACUGAACAAGGUUCACAUUGUAUUCCUGAUGAUGGUCCUUUAUUACUCGUGACUAAUGGAAUGCUGAAAGAGGAGAAGAAGAAACAAGAGUUUUCCAAUUUUCUAAAGCAAAAGGCAUUACCGAUAUAUAGACCGGUUGGCAAUAUAGACAGGUUAUAAACAGGUUAUAAAGAGGUUAUAGACAGGUUGUGGAGAAGUUAUAGACCGAUUGGCAGUAUAGACAGGUUAUAAAGAGGUUAUAGACAGGUUGGCAGUAUAGACAGGUUAUAAAGAGGUUAUAGACAGGUUGGCAUUCUCUUUACUUCAGCAGAAAAAGAGAAGGAACACUCUGCAAGGCUACUGCUAUUGGUCAGUGGUUGAGAAAGAGGAGUCCUGUCAUUUCCAUGCUGACCAGUCACAGACAGUGUCAGGACGAUGUCAUUACUUAAUGUGUGUAUGUGGGUAGCUUGAGGUUACAUUGGUCUGGGAACAGUUAUCCUCUCUCCCGACCCCGACCAGACGUAAUGUGGCCCCACCAACCAGCAUGACAUCAGUUCUCCUCCGUCCCGUUUCCCAACAUCCCACAGCGUUAUUCUGCUCUAAAUGACAGUGAUAGUGAUGUUAUUUGUUGGUUUCUUUACAUCGCUGUGUAGUCAUGGGAAACACAAGGUGUCUUUACUUAAAGAGUUAAAGCCUCGCUGGGUGUCUUUGAGGACUACAAGGUUCUCUCCAGCUAGUACCUAUGCAUGGAUCCUGUUGAAGAUUCUUCUGUGUUCUAUCUUAACCAACAGAGUUAAAUGUAGUUCAUGUAUAUAUUCUGUUGUUUUUAGAGGCUGUUCCACUGUGCACCAUUCCCCAGUCAAUGAUAUGAAGCUCUAAUGCACUAGAUGUCCCAGUGUGUUUGUUCCUAUACAUCCCAAUUGGCACCAUGUGCCCUAAAUACAGUGAGCUCUAAAAUAAAUGGGACAGUGACAUUUUUAUUGUUGGAUGCAUUUGCUAUUUGUUUUGGUUGUGUUUUAGAUCAUUUACCCAAUAAUAAUGAAUGGUAAAUCAUG
This is a messenger RNA of Oncorhynchus mykiss (rainbow trout), 2919 nucleotides long. The record is from RefSeq and is a predicted model, not a curated record. NCBI's taxonomy places the organism in Eukaryota, Metazoa, Chordata, Actinopteri, Salmoniformes, Salmonidae.